This is a messenger RNA of Funneliformis geosporum, 252 nucleotides long. NCBI's taxonomy places the organism in Eukaryota, Fungi, Glomeromycota, Glomeromycetes, Glomerales, Glomeraceae. The record is from the annotation of a GenBank genome assembly.
AUGAAAGAAUUGGAACAAAAUAGUUCAUAUUAUCCUUCAAAUACACCAACAAUUAAUACUGUCGAAUCAUCAAUUCCUACACAAUCUACAAAAUUUCCUUCUUCAAUGAGCUUACCUAUCUACACUUGGCAUAUCAACAUAAUUCCUGCGACGAAGUAUCGUCAAAUAUUGAUGAAAGCUCGAUUACCACCGGAUCCAAAACCUACAACAAGCAUUGUACACAAUAAUCGUGCAAAUAUUAAAAGCGCCUAA